ACCUUAAAAAAAGAAAAAAAGAAAAAAAACCGAGACUUUUUCCCUCCCUCCGACGCUCACUGAAUCUGACUACACACGCUCCCACCAAAACCCCGUCAGAACCCUAAUUUAUUUCAGCCACCUACCAGAAAGACCAGCAGGCACUGAUGAGAGCAUUGAGGAUUAUCUCUACUUGUCCUUGAUUGUCAUAUUCUUCAGCUGCAUUUUCCUUAACAUGACAUCUCCCGAAGCAUAUACACCAAGGAAACCUAUUUUUUUGGAGAAAGUAGAAGCAAUGAAUGGAACAUUCAAUGGACAGAUUUUGGUGGAAAAGCUUGCCAAGCUUAACAAUUCACAGCAAAGUAUAGAGACUUUAUCACACUGGUGUAUCUUCCAUCGGAGGAAAGCAAAACAAGUUGUUGAAACAUGGGAUAGACAGUUCCAUUGCUCUCCACGGGAGCAGAGAGUGUCUUUUCUAUAUCUUGCAAAUGAUAUUUUGCAGAAUAGUCGGCGAAAGGGUUCGGAGUUUGUUGGUGAAUUUUGGAAGGUUCUUGCACAUGCUCUUAAUGAUGUGAUUGAGAAUGGGGAUGAAUUUGGAAGAAAUGCUGCACUCCGACUGAUUGAUAUAUGGGAAGAGAGAAAAGUUUUUGGUUCUCGGGGGCAAAUUCUUAAGGAAGAGCUUGUUGGGAGGAACCUGGAGAACAGUAACAGAAAUGGAAAAAGUUCAGAUUUCAAACUGAAACAGUCUGUCGGAGAUACACUGGAAAAGAUCAUUUCAAGUUACGAAGUUAUUUAUGAUGGUUCUAUGGAUGAAGAAGCUUUACUGAGCAGAUGCAGGACUGCUGCUAGUGGUGUUGAAAAAGCAGAAAAGGAAAUUGGUGGCAGUAAUAACUCAGGGCAGCUCAAUGGGUCUGGAUUUGUGGAUGAGUUGCGGAGCCAGCAUAGUAGACUCAGAGAAUGUAUUGAGCAGCUGAGAUUGGUUGAAUCAUCAAGAUCAAGUCUCGUAUCUCACUUAAGAGAAGCUCUUCAGGAGCAGGAAUUUAAGCUGGACCAAGUUCGUAAUCAACUUAAGCUUGCGCAGUCUCGAUAUGAACAGGCGGGCCACAUCUGCCAACAAGUGCUAAACUGCAGCAAUGGACAGUCGCUUGUUGAGCCAAGGUUGAAGGAAACAAACACCUCAACUGAUGCACCUUCCAGUUUCCUUCAGGAAACUCCAGCCAUCAGCACUGGCAAAGAGCAAUCAGCUCCAGUCAUGUAUACACGGCAGGGACCUUUCACUGAGAAUGCUGGCCACAUUGAAGAAGAUCCCCGCAAAUCGGCAGCUGCUGCUAUGGCUGCUAAACUUGCUGCUUCGACUUCCUCUGCUCAGAUGCUCACCUAUGUGCUGUCAUCGUUGGCAUCCGAGGGCGUCAUUGGCAACCCGUUGAGUGAGUCUUCCUGUGAUUAUCCUUCUGAAAAGAGGCCCAAACUUGAGAAUGGACCAUCUUCCUACAUAGCACCUCAGCAUCCUCAGCCAUCACCACCUCUUCUUCCACAUCCUGAAUCGCUCCAGCACAAUGUCACAGCAACGUCCCAACAGUUGGCACAUCAACCGGCAUCUCCAGCGUCAUCUCCUAUGUCUCAUCCAGGUCCUCCUGCCAUGCCACCACCACCACUACCACCACUCCCUCCACUGCCCCCACCACCAGCAGCAGCCCAAUUCAUGCAGAUAGCUGGUUCUAUGACAAGUGUACCCUACAACUAUGGUACAGCUCUGCAGCGGCCACCACCAUUACCUGGUUAUCCAAUGGUUGGGUCCUCGGUUACAGGUGUGCCUUCCUAUCCUAGUCCAAGUCCUCAUCAGAAUUUUCAGGGGUCUGAAGGAGGGUUCUAUGGCCAGCCACCCUUGCCAGCAACACCACCAAUUUCUCGGCAGUAGUUGUCCUAGGUCUUUGUGGUUGUAUGAUAAAAAAUUAUGUAUUGAAACUACUCACCCCCUCCCCCCAAAGGUACAUGAAUCCUAUCCCAAUAUGGGGGACUGGGAUUUCGCUUGACCUUAUAACAUUAGUACAUAGUUGUAUAUUAAUUGAAUUAUGAUAUAUCAACCUCUUCUAA
Messenger RNA from Telopea speciosissima, 2073 nucleotides. Its product is annotated as actin cytoskeleton-regulatory complex protein PAN1. Gene Ontology annotation, biological process: mRNA 3'-end processing. The transcript has 9 exons. Gene Ontology annotation, cellular component: RNA polymerase II, holoenzyme. The record is from RefSeq and is a predicted model, not a curated record. Bases 215 to 1897 code for a protein of 560 amino acids. Gene Ontology annotation, molecular function: RNA polymerase II complex binding. Lineage: Eukaryota; Viridiplantae; Streptophyta; Magnoliopsida; Proteales; Proteaceae.